Molecule: messenger RNA, 1691 nt
Organism: Mesocricetus auratus (golden hamster)
Lineage: Eukaryota; Metazoa; Chordata; Mammalia; Rodentia; Cricetidae
Gene: Tp53rk
Product: TP53 regulating kinase
Exons: 2
Coding region: 82-822 (246 amino acids)
Biological process (GO): protein phosphorylation
Cellular component (GO): nucleus; cytosol; EKC/KEOPS complex
Molecular function (GO): ATP binding; protein serine/threonine kinase activity
Source: RefSeq, a predicted model, not a curated record
GGGUAUCGCGUGGCGGAAGAGGCCCGAGGAGUUCCGAAGACCCCGGAAGUGGCGCUGCCGGCGUCCGGACGAGCGGGAGGCAUGGCUGAGUCGUCCUCGGAGCGGGAGGCGGAGGCCGAGGCGCUGGCGGCAGCGCGUGAGCGGAGCCUGCGUUUCCUGAGCGGCCUGGAGCUGGUACAGCAGGGCGCCGAGGCGCGCGUCUUCCGCGGCCGCUUCCUGGGCCGCGCGGCCGUGGUGAAGCACCGCUUCCCCAAGAGCUACCGGCACCCGGUGCUGGAGGCGCGGCUCGGCCGGCGGAGGACGGUGCAGGAGGCGCGCGCCCUGCUUCGCUGCCGCCGCGCGGGGAUAGCCGCCCCCGUUGUCUUCUUCGUGGACUGUGCUUCCAACUGCUUAUAUAUGGAGGAAAUCGAAGACUCGGUGACCGUUCGAGAUUACAUUCAAUCCACCAUGGAGACUGAGAACAACCCCCAAUGCCUCUUGGCCUUGGCCAGGAGAAUUGGGCAGGUCCUGGCUAGGAUGCAUGACGAAGACGUCAUUCACGGGGACCUCACCACCUCCAACAUGCUCCUGAAACGGCCCCUGGAGCAGCUGCACAUCGUCCUCAUCGACUUCGGGCUGAGCUUUGUUUCUGGACUGCCGGAAGAUAAGGGUGUGGACCUCUACGUCCUGGAGAAGGCCUUCCUCAGCACCCACCCCCACACCGAGGCUGUGUUUGAAGCCUGUCUGAAGAGCUACGGUGCUUCAUCCAGGAAGUCCAGUCCAGUGCUGAAGAAGUUAGACGAAGUGCGCCUGAGAGGGAGAAAGCGCUCCAUGGUCGGGUAGCAGGGUUGCUGUGACGACUGUCUCACAGUGAGAAUGCUGUGCACGGCCCGACCUCAGGCUUUGUUGUUGUUAAGUGGCCUGUGGCCGUGCUGCGCCACUGUCAUCUGGGUUCCGCUGAUCUCCGGAGCUUAAUGUACAUAAGGCCUGUUCAGGCAGAACUGGCUGAGUAGCCCAGGCUGGCCUCAGAUUGGCUGUGUGUGAGGAUAAAUAACCGUGAGUUGAUCUGCAUCCAUUGGAGUGUAGGUGUGUGCUCUUAUACCUGGUUUAUCAAUGCUCAGGGCCUCACACAUGCCAGGCAAGCACUCUGCCAACUGAGCUACACCCCCAUCCCUAGAACAGGGUGUUUCAGACCAAUCCAAACAGACUUUCCUCCAAACAGUGGUUUGUGGAUGUCAUGCGUGGCACGUGGCAUUGAGCUCAGAACAAUACUCUAGUACUGAGGGAUAAAUGCGGACUCAGUUUGGGAUAGCGUUUCUCUCUCUGCCCUCUAACCUGGUAGGGUUUUGUUGUGUGUACGAAGACUGUGCUAAAACCAGUUUAGUGGGAUAUAACCUCACUUUCCAAGAGCAGAGUAGACUCUGGGACAUGGUGGACUGCUUUCAGAAGCUUGUUUCAGGUGUGUAUUUUUACAUGGGUGUGUUUGGAGUUCGCUAUAAAAGGUGAGGGGCUGGAGAGGUGGCCUUGUGGUGCUCAGUUCCAAAGGACUCUGGUUCGGUUUCCAGUGCUCCAACUCCAAGGCAUCCAGUGUCUCCUCAGGCACCUGUACUUAAGUGCACACGCCCCUCCUCCCAAACACACACUUAAUUGCAAAUAGUAAGGAUAAAUUCUUAAAACAUUUUUGGCAGUUGCAAUAAAAAGAUGAAAAAAUA